AUGUCGUCGUCGAAGCGCGUCACCGGGAAGAUGAGGAUUGCUGAAGAACACAACUUUUUGAUCUUUGAAGACCGCAAAUUUGCUGACAUUGGAAACACAGUAACUAUGCAAUAUGAAGGAGGAAUUUUCCGCAUAUCAGACUGGGCCGAUAUUGUUAAUGCACAUGUAGUUCCUGGACCUGGGAUUGUAGAUGGCUUGAAGUUGAAGGGUUUGCCAAAAGGAAGAGGGCUACUUCUGCUUGCUGAAAUGAGCUCAGCUGGUAACCUUGCUCAGGGAGAUUACACUGCAGCAGCUGUAAAGUUUGCUGAGCAACAUUCCGAUUUUGUAAUGGGAUUUAUAUCAGUAAAUCCCGCAUCUUGGUUAGUGACACCAUCAAGUCCAGCGUUUAUCCAUGCCACUCCUGGAGUUCAGACUGUUGCUGGAGGAGAUUCCCUUGGUCAACAGUACAACACUCCUUGUUCGGUCAUAAACGAGAGAGGCAGCGAUAUAAUCAUAGUCGGGCGUGGGAUCAUAAAGGCGAGCAAUCCUGCCGAGGCCGCAAGGGAGUACCGCAUUCAGGGAUGGCAGGCCUACCAGACGAGCUUGUCAUGA
Messenger RNA from Lolium rigidum, 591 nucleotides. RefSeq names its product uridine 5'-monophosphate synthase-like. NCBI's taxonomy places the organism in Eukaryota, Viridiplantae, Streptophyta, Magnoliopsida, Poales, Poaceae. The coding region runs from base 1 to 591 and encodes 196 amino acids. Gene Ontology annotation, cellular component: cytosol. Gene Ontology annotation, biological process: 'de novo' UMP biosynthetic process; 'de novo' pyrimidine nucleobase biosynthetic process. The record is from RefSeq and is a predicted model, not a curated record. The transcript has 5 exons. Gene Ontology annotation, molecular function: orotidine-5'-phosphate decarboxylase activity.